CCGACAGCCGCCACCAUGACUCAGAUCCCCUCCGCCCUGAUCUUGCGCAAGGAGCUCCAGGAGCUCAUGCGCGACCCGGUUGAGGGCUUCUCCGCCGGCCUCGCCGAUGAUUCUGACCUGUAUGAGUGGGAUGUCACCGUCAUGGGCCCCCCGGACACCUAUUACGAGGGCGGCCUCUUCCGCGCUCGCCUCUCCUUCCCCCGCGACUACCCGGACAAGCCGCCGGUUCUGCGCUUCAAGUCCGAGAUGUACCACCCGAAUGUCUACCCCAACGGUCUGGUGUGCAUCAGCAUCCUCCACGCCCCGGGCGAGGAUGAGAAUGGCUACGAGGACGCCUCCGAGCGGUGGAACCCGGUGCAGAACAUUCGCACGGUCAUGCUCUCGGUCAUCUCCAUGAUGAGCUCCCCCAAUGACGAGUCGCCGGCCAAUGUUGACGCCGCUAAGGAGUGGCGGGACAACCGGGACUCCUUCCGUCGGCGUGUCAGCCAGGUUGUCCGCCGCAGCCAGGAGGAGUAAGUGCCCAAGCCUCGCCCGGCAAUUUGCUAGCGCACUGCUGCACGCACGCGCGCGCGCGCGCCCCCCCCCCCCCCCCCU
Messenger RNA from Fonticula alba, 594 nucleotides. Its product is annotated as ubiquitin-conjugating enzyme E2 G1. Lineage: Eukaryota; Rotosphaerida; Fonticulaceae. The transcript has 6 exons. Gene Ontology annotation, molecular function: ubiquitin conjugating enzyme activity. The record is from RefSeq and is a predicted model, not a curated record. Bases 16 to 516 code for a protein of 166 amino acids. Gene Ontology annotation, biological process: protein polyubiquitination; ubiquitin-dependent protein catabolic process.